GAGGACCAGGCCUUCCUUGUGAACCAGCUCUACAGUCAAGGGGGCCUGCCUGAUGUAGGCAUCGGCGACUCCCUCCUGCGGUACUCUGGGCUCAACGCGUCGGUCGUGCUGCUGGACCACUCUGCCCAGCUGCUGGCCUUCGUGGAUAGCCAGGCCCCGGCCUACGUUGCCAGCCUUGGUGCAACUCUCGCCGGCCUGAGCAGUGUGCCCAACGCAGUGGGCAUUGGUGCUCUGGUGGUCUCCAUGAUCUUAGAGAUCAGCGCAGCCGGUCUCUUGGAGCCCCAGCCAAACGCUACCGGAUGCACGUGGGGGCUAGCGAGCGCCUGCUGAAUGACACACGGCGUCUGGAGGCCGAGCUCAGUGUCCAGCUGACUCGUCUGAAGAACUCCAUGCUGCAUGACGGCCACAUGAGCUCGCGGGCACUCAAGCACGGGGUCAACGGAGCCACCUUCCACUCCCAGAUGCUGGUGCACCAAGCCCGUCUGGAGCAGGACAAUGGGACAGCUGCCCAUGCGGCUCUGGGCUCCUACCUGCAGGAACUACACCCCCUGCUGGCCGAGUACAGGAGGUACAGAAGCUCCAGCCUAGAAAUGGUGAAAGAUUGGUUCGGUUCUUGUCACAAGAGGGAGCGAAGGAGGAGGCAGCUGUGUAUUGGGGAUUGUUGGCCAAUGUUCAGUUUGUGACAAAGAGACUGGCGAGACACUAAGUGUUCCACUCCAAAACAAAGAUGGAUGGUUUCUACCAAGAAGCUAUUGCCAACAGAUCAAAGAGGCCUACAUCAAUCACACAUCCUCAAACUAAGACCAGAUCACAGGCAUGAAGGGCUAUUUCACAGCCAUUCACGGGAACCUGACCAACCUUAUAGCUCAGCGUGGCAUCUUCCAUGUUCCCACACAACUAUCUCUAGUAAACCAAACCCAACCCAGGCAACAGGGUUGGAGUUGAUACACCGGUAUACAGAUGGAAAUGUAUUAAUAAAGAUGAUCAAGUCACCCAGAAACCCCUAUUCCAUGAUUGGAAGAUAACUAAUCUAAUUGAUUUCAAAUACGAAGCUCUGACUUGAGCGUGUGUGUGUGUGUGUUCAGUGUGUGUGUUUGUGUGUGUGUUUGUUCAGUGUGUGUGUGUUUGUGUGUUCAGAAUGUGUGUUUGUGUGUGUGUUUGUUCAGUGUGUUUGUGUGUUCAGUGUAUUUGUGUGUAUGUGUGGGGGGGGGGGCUCUGAUUUGUGUGUUCCUGGCAAAACUCCCACUGAGAACAAGGUCAAAGUGCCCAAAUCAAAUCAAAUCAAAUGUUAUUUGCCACAUGCGCCGAAUACAGCAGGUGUUGACAUUACAGUGAAAUGCUUACUUACAAGCCCUUAACCAACAAUGUAGUUUUUAAGAAAAAAAACAAACAAACUAAUAAUUAAAGAGCAGCAGUAAAAUAAAAUAACAGUAGGGAGGUUAUAUACAGGGGGUACCGGUACAGAAUCAAUGUGCGGGGGCACUGGUUAGUAGAGGUAAUUGAGGUAAUAUGUACAUGUGGGUAGAGUUAAAGUGACUAUGCAUAAAUAAUAAACAGAGUAGCAGCAGCGUAAAAGAGGGGGUUGGGGUGGCGUGGGGACCUAGACUUGGCGCUCCGGUACCGCUUGCCGUGCAGUAGCAGUGAGAACAGUCUAUGACUAGGGUGGCUGGAGUCUUUGAUAAUUGUUAGGGCCUUCCACUGACACUGCCUGGUAUAGAGGUCCUGGAUGGCAGGAAGCUUGGCCCUAGUGAUGUACUGGGCCGUACGCACUACCCUCUGUAGUGCCUUGAGGUCGGAGGCCGAGAAGUUGCCAUACCAGGCAGUGAUGCAACAAGUCAGGAUGCUCUCGAUGGUGCAGCUGUAGAACUUUUUGAGGAUCUGAGGACCCAUGCCAAAUCUUUUCAGUCUCCUGAGGGGGAAUAGGCUUUGUCGUGCCCUCUUCACGACUGUCUUGGUGUGUUUGGACCAUGAUAGUUUGUUGGUGAUGUGGACACCAAGGAACUUGAAGCUCUCAAGCUGUUCCACUACGGCCCUGUCGAUGAGAACGGGGGCGUGCUCAAUCCUCUUUUAUUCCCUGUAGUCAACAAUCAUCUCCUUUGUCUUGAUCACGUUGAGGGAGAGGUUGUUAUCCUGGCACCACACAGCCAGGUCUCUGACCUCCUCCCUAUAGGCUGUCUCAUCAUUGUCGGUGAUCAGGCCUACCACUGUUGUGUCGUCGGUAACCUUAAUGAUGGUGUUGGAGACGUGCCUGGCCAUGCAGUCAUGGGUGAACAGGGAGUACAGGAGGGGACUGAGCACGCACCCCUGAGGGGCCCCCGUGUUGAGGAUCAGCGUAGAAUAUGUGUUGUUACCUACCCUUACCACCUGGGGGCGGCCCGUCAGGAAGUCCAGGAUCCAGUUGCAGAGGGAGCUGUUUAGUCCCAGGGUCCUUAGCUUAGUGAUGAGCUUUGAGGGCACUAUGGUGUUGAACGCUGAGCUGUAGUCAAUGAAUAGCAUUCUCACGUAGGUGUUCCUCUUGUCCAGGUGGGAAAGGGCAGUGUGGAGUGCAAUAGAGAUUGAAUCAUCUGUGGAUCUGUUGGGAUUAUCUUAGUGUUCUUGGGCACAGGUAUUACACACUCCGUCAGGGACAUGUUGAAAAUGUCAGUGAAGACACUUUCCAGUUGGUCAGCGCAUGCUCGGAGUACACGUCCUGGUAAUCAGUCUGGCCCUGCGGCCUUGUGAAUGUUGACCUGCUUAAAAGUCUUACUCACAUCGGCUACAGAGAGCAUGAUCACUUAGUCAUCCGGAACAGCUGAUGCUCUCAUGCAUGCUUCAGUGUUGCUUGCCUCAAAGUGAGCAUAGAAGUGAUUUAGCUCGUCUGGUAGGCUUGUGUCACUGGGCAGCUCGCGGCUGUGCUUCCCUUUGUAGUCUGUAAUAGUUUUCAAGCCCUGCCACAUCCGACGAGCAUCAGAGCCGUUGUAGUAUGAUUCAAUCUUAGUCCUGUAUUGACUCUUUGCCUGUUUGAUGGUUCGUCGGAGGGCAUAGCGGGAUUUCUUAUAAGUGUCCAGGUUAGAGUCCCGCUCCUUGAUAGUCAUAGCUCAUGCAUGUCACUCUGUCACCAUGACCACAGGAAAGGUAAUGGGAUCACAAACACACACACACACACACACACAUACACACACACACACACACACACACACACACACACACAGCAGGGGUGGUAAGGGGACCAGACAGGAAGGUUAAAUAUUUAAUCAUAGGAUAGGAAUAGGCUGAAUGUUCCAGAUAGAUAUAUAAACAGCCUGCCCUUUCAGACUCCCUCCAGCCUCCACUACACAAUGACAAGGAGGUCCCUUAUCUUAAAGGUAAGGUAGCAUAAACGUAACCACAUGUAACAUAUGGAUUUGCAUUAGAAUACGCAUCAAAAGUCCCAAUGCAAAGUUACACCUGACUUUUCAAUUUUUUUGUUAUUACAUAAAACUGAUCAGAAUUCCGAAGAAUGCCAAAGAAUGCCGGAAAAAACAUUUGAUGGGUGUGACGUAAUAUGGAGGACCAGGCAAGCCAGCCUAUUCCCUAUAAUGUAAACUCCAACAGAAAUAACUUCAAAUGUAUAACUUCAAAUUAAACCAAAUUGAUUGCACUCAUGACUACUGGUUUCUAUUUCUAUUUUCAGCCAACUUACAAGCAAAUACUUUAUGAAUGUAUUGUUACAAAUCCACUUGCAAGAUUGCUAGCCAACUCGCCUGCUAACGUUACGAUGCUAUCAACACCUAGCUUACAGCUACAUUAAAGUAAACCAAAGUUUUCUAAAUAUAUAACGCCAUCUAACCAGUUAUCAAAUAAUGUUACCGGUAUAUGCAUUUAUCUUAGCCAGCAAGCCAGCCAGCCAGCUAAAGUUAGUUAUUUUAGCCUGCUAGCUAGCCAGCUAACUAACCUAACUAGCCAACCACCAUGGUCUAAAUAGCUAAGUAGUAAGCCAGAGAACAACUAGUCUAGCACAGACAGGAACUCUCAUUCCAAAUCCUGCCAUCCACUGGUUAUACUAAGCUUCAAAGCUUGCUUCUCGUUUUUGAGACACAAAUUAUUGGACCACAAAUGAGUCAUAACCCUGUCAUUGUGGGUAUUACUGCACUAUGUGGGUAUUACUGAACUAGCUACAAACAGCUACUACAAUACUCACUCGCUCAAUCGACUACCACUAGCCAAACGCACAGGAGAAAAAUAGUUGCAGUUUUUAAUUUAUGUACAUAGUAGCUCACCAGCGCCAACACUUGGUUUGGAAUGUAAUUACACGCUAGCAUGGGUAGUAGCUACCGAUAGCCAGCUGGAACUAGCUAGGUAGCACUAUUUCGUUGAGAAAUAGUGCAUUGUGGGUAGUUCUGAAGAUAUCCGGAAAUAAGUUAAUAAAUAUGUAAAAACGCUAAAACAUAACUAUGUUUGUAGUUAUAGGUAACCAGAUUGUGACUACAACUAAGUUACUGAGUCUUUGACCACACUGUGUUGUUACUUUGGUGAGUAAAAAUUCAUGCUUCCUACCCUUUAACAGGAUCUUGCCUAUCUAUUUAGAUAAGGUUGAGUGUAUUUGAAUGUCAUAGAGUGGCACGUUCAAUGGUUAAAAGCAGUGAUUGGAACCGGUUCAGGGUACAGAACCGAAAACCGGAAAAUAACGAAAUUUUUCAAGGAACAGAAACGGUUAAUAACAUUGUUACGUUCCAGACAUUUUCUUCUAGUCCCACAAAAUAAUGCAACAAAACGCCUAUGCUAAGCCCUCACUCUUUCACUCAGAAAUGUAUUCCAGUGUAUGCCUGCCUGCUGAAAAUCUUUGCCUGUGUGUGUGUUUAGGCGACCUGCCCCUCCCCCCUAUGAAGCAUAGGCUACUGCAGGGGUUCCCAAACGUUUUCACUCAGGGCCCCCCUUCCAGCAUUGGGGAACAUCCCGUGUGCUGUCUACUCAACUUAAAUUCUGGUCAUGGUUAGGAUGGCCCCAGACUGUGUGACUUUCAAAAUGCUCUGUUUUGAGUGAUAGUUUUAUGUAUCCUGAAAGCUGGGGUGGGAACAUGUUUUGUUUGGACCUACCUCUCUCUUUCCAAAUCCAAUGCUGUGCUGACCACAGACUCUAAUGAUGCUAACAGUUCAACAGCAUCCCAUGUGUUUUAAGCUAUUAUCUGUAAUUAAUGAUGAUGAACAUACAGUGAGGGAAAAAAGUAUUUGAUCCCCUGCUGAUUUUGUUUGUUUGCCCACUGACAAAGACAUGAUCAGUCUAUAAUUUUAAAGGUAGGUUUAUUUGAACAGUUAGAGACAGAAUAACAACAAAAAAAUCCAGAAAAACGCAAGUCAAAAAUGUUAUAAAUUGAUUUGCAUUUUAAUGAGGGAAAUAAGUUUUUGACCCCUCUGCAAAACAUGACUUAGUCCUUGGUGGCAAAACCCUUGUUGGCAAUCACAGAGGUCAGACGUUUCUUGUAGUUGGCCACCAGGUUUGCACACAUCUCAGGAGGGAUUAUGUCCCACUCCUCUUUGCAGAUCUUCUCCAAGUCAUUAAGGUUUCGAGGCUGACGUUUGGCAACUUAAACCUUCAGCUCCCUCCACAGAUUUUCUAUGGGAUUAAGGUCUGGAGACUGGCUAGGCCACUCCAGGACCUUAAUGUGCUUCUUCUUGAGCCACUCCUUUGUUGCCUUGGCCGUGUGUUUUGGGUCAUUGUCAUGCUGGAAUACCCAUCCACGACCCAUUUUCAAUGCCCUGGCUGAGGGAAGGAGGUUCUCACCCAAGAUUUGACGGUACAUGGCCCCAUCCAUCAUCCCUUUGAUGCAGUGAAGUUGUCCUGUCCCCUUAGCAGAAAAACACCCGCAAAGCAUAAUGUUUCCACCUCCAUGUUUGACGGUGGGGAUGGUGUUCUUGGGGUCAUAGGCAUCAUUCCUCCUCCUCCAAACACGGUGAGUUGAGUUGAUGCCAAAGAGCUCGAUUUUGGUCUCAUCUGACCACAACACUUUCACCCAGUUCUCCUCUGAAUCAUUCAGAUGUUCAUUGGCAAACUUCAGACGGCCCUGUAUAUGUGCUUUCUUGAGCAGGGGGCGCGGGCGCUGCAGGAUUUCAGUCCUUCACGGCGUAGUGUGUUACCAAUUGUUUUCUUGGUGACUAUGGUCCCAGCUGCCUUGAGAUCAUUGACAAGAUCCUCCUGUGUAGUUCUGGGCUGAUUCCUCACCGUUCUCAUGAUCAUUGCAACUCCACGAGGUGAGAUAUCGCAUGGAGCCCCAGGCCGAGGGAGAUUGACAGUUAUUUUGUGUUUCUUCCAUUUGCGAAUAAUCGCACCAACUGUUGUCACCUUCUCACCAAGCUGCUUGGCGAUGGUCUUGUAGCCCAUUCCAGCCUUGUGUAGGUCUACAAUCUUGUCCCUGACAUCCUUGGAGAGCUCUUUGGUCUUGGCCAUGGUGGAGAGUUUGGAAUCUGAUUGAUUGAUUGCUUCUGUGGACAGGUGUCUUUUAUACAGGUAACAAGCUGAGAUUAGGAGCACUCCCUUUAAGAGUGUGCUCCUAAUCUCAGCUCGUUACCUGUAUAAAAGACACCUGGGAGCCAGAAGUCUUUCUGAUUGAGAGGGGGUCAAAUACUUAUUUCCCUCAUUAAAAUGCAAACCAAUUUUUAACAUUUUUGACAUGCGUUUUUCUGGAUUUUUUUGUUGUUAUUCUGUCUCUCACUGUUCAAAUAAACCUACCAUUAAAAUUAUAGACUGAUCAUUUCUUUGUCAGUGGGCAAACGUACAAAAUCGGCAGGGGAUCAAAUACUUUUUUCCCUCACUGUAUAGGCCUCUUUUACUAGGCUAUGGUUUUGAGAGACACCUACCCAUUGGGACCCGUCAUUCAGGGCAGGUGCAGAGCCCCACCUGUUUUGAGCCACCUGUUUAGCCAAAAAAUAAAUAAUGUGUUGCCUGUUUUACAUGUUAUUUUGCCAUUAAUACGUGUCACAAAUCAGUUUGCAAACAAUGUAAAAAAUAAAUAUUUGAGUUAAUAAAGCUGCAUAUAAACAUGGUCUCUUUUUUGCUUUCUUGAGUAAGGCAGCUCCAAAAUGCAGGUAUUUCAGCCUAGCUCAGUGCUUUCUGUGGUGGUGGGGCAGCCAGCUGAAAAUACGGAGCAUAGGGGUUGGUAAUGUUCUCUAGUUGUGCUGUGAUUGGCUCAGUGUUCUGUCACUCAUGGGGCCACUUCGUCACCGCAAAAUCUACAGGGAGAGCAAAAAAAUUCAAGCCCAUUGGGUGCUGCCAUAGAUUUACUUUAGAAGUGCCCAUCCAAGAAGGCUCAAGGUCUUUGGCCACAGAUAAAAUGACGUCAAAUCACCUUAUAUGUAUCGUAGCUUUGAUUGGACUGAUCAUGUCAUCAUCAUACUUUCAAAAUCUUAGCUAGCAUGCUAGACAAGCAGUCAUCAUCAUGAAUCAAGUUGACAAUCUACUGGCAAAUCCUUUUCAAUCCUUGUCAUAUGAAGAGAAAUUAUAGAUAAAACAUAACGGUGCUCAUCAGCCAUUGGGCAUAAACAUUACACAACAAGUAGGAAAUCGCAAAUUCAACAAUGAGUGGUUUGGAAGGAAUCAGUGGCUAACUGCAAGUGUUGCAAAGCAAUCACUAGCCUGCUAUUCAGUGGAGUGGGUGUGUGGUCCAAGUCUGGGUUUAAGGGUCUCUUUUCCAACCUUAAAAUUAUAAACAUUCACAUGCCAUCGGCCAGAAAAGGUUGAAUACAUUGGCCAUGCUGUCAAUCCAGCAUGACUUCUGCUGCGUUCAAAACAACUGUAAACUCUGAACUGGGAAAUCUCAGACUUCAGUGAGUUCAAGACAACUGGGAACUGAAAAAAAUGAACUCUGACUGGGAAAAUACGUUUUGAACGGUCAUCCAACGGUCGGGAACUCUGGCCUCUUUCUAGAGCUCCGUCUUGAAGAUCACUGACAUAAUGAUUCGACCUUGUUUUUUUCCCCAGAGUUCCCAGUUGUCUUGAAAGCACUAUACAUCCAAAGAAUGCCAGACUUAGAUUACAAAGUUUGAUGACAAAAUGUGGCCACAAGAAGGACCGCAGCGCCACCUUCCUGUUCAAGUGAGGAUAGCACAACAAAGUGAGUCCCAAAAUGUAUUGUAUGCUGCUGCAUAAAUGAUGUAAUAUGCCAGGGAGAUAUGUAUACUGUAGCUAAAAAAGUAAUACUAAGUGUAUGUUGUGUAGUAAGCUGUUAGUAGCCCAUGUGCCUCACCCUAAUAAUUUGGUCCCUUUUCCCCUCUUAAUGUCGCCUACUGUUCUGACUUGGUGGUGCACAUGUAGCCUAUAGACUGUUUUAGAGAAAUGUAAUCAUCAAAUAUUGUAAGAGCUUUCAUUGUCUGCUUAUAUGCCCCCUUUAUUUUUCCUACGGUUCUGACUUGGUGUACAGGGAGAAUACUGUAAGAACCGCCCAUGUUAUGAAUUCUGCCUUACAUUUCAAAAGCGCUGAACAAAUAGUAACUAUAUUGACUAUGACCGUCCUAGCUCGCUCAUUAAUGUCUUAAUCGAAAUUACGGAUUGCCUUUUAUUCGCUUAUCAUCCACUUAUGCCAUAGUUUAUACAUCUCAAUUGUCAGUAGAAACCACAUUUGUUUAAGCAAGUCAGCCAUAUCAGCUAUGUUUUUUUUAAAGGCAGUAAAUGAGGCUGAAUUAACUGUUUCGCUGCUAGACAAGGCUCCGCUGAUAGCCAGGUGUAGCAGUGGUAAGGUGUUAGUACUGCUGUUGGGACUCUGCUGUUGGGACAGCUUUAUGUAGGCCCUAACCGUUUGUGGGCACCGUUCGUCACCGUUAUUGUGUAAUUAAUGUAUUGUUUAGUGCUGUGUUGUGUUGUGUUGUGUAGUGGCUUAGCUGGCAUGCAGCAAAACAAAUUGGGGAGUUUGCAACACCAAGAUUUAGAUGUUAAAAUCGCCACUGCACCUACCUCACCACCGUGUCCGUCAAAUAUCCCAAAUAUAGACGGGUGACUCUUGUUGGUGAUGUCGGUGAGUACCUCGAAUCGGUCCUCCAUGUGGUCGCGCCGCCCCUGAAUGGAGUACACUGCUACAUUGUUGUUUUUGAAGUCCCAUGUUUUGGAGAAUUCAGCGUUUAGGACGUUCAGGCCCCCCAACCUGUCGUUUUGCAUGAUCUCCGCCACUUUCCCCUUCACCAUGUUCACGGCAUCCCGGCUGGACUUGACGAUGGUCUUCACCUCGUCCGUGUGGAAGAAGUAA
Molecule: messenger RNA, 9190 nt
Organism: Coregonus sp. 'balchen'
Lineage: Eukaryota; Metazoa; Chordata; Actinopteri; Salmoniformes; Salmonidae
Source: the annotation of a GenBank genome assembly